CAGUGUUUUUGUCUGUUCAGUUGUGUUUUGAGGAGAGAGAGAGAGACAAUGUCACCAGCAAACCUCCUAUUAAUGCUGUCUGUGUUCACAGGAGCAGCAGAUGGAUAUUAUUUCUCCACGUGGUCACAGUGCAUCUACAGCUAUCCUGAUUUGAGUGACAUGGUGUUCAUUCUCAGCUUUAACUUCAAUAAAUGGAUGUUUCUUCAGUUCAACAGCACUGUGGGGAUUUUUGUAGGUUAUACUGAGCAAGGAGUUAAAUUUGCAGAGAACUUUAACAAAAAUGAAGCCUAUUUACAGCAGUUGAGAGCUGAAGUUGAUAUAUUCUGCAGACAUAAUGCUGAAAUAUACGAAUCAGCGGUCUUUGAUAAAGCAGUGAUGCCGAAGGUGAACCUGAGUUUGGUGCAGAAGGGCGAUAGCAGACACCCGUAUCUGCUGAGGUGCAGUGCCUAUGACUUCUACCCUCAGCAAAUCAAAAUGUCCUGGCUGAGAGAUGGAAGAGUGGUGUCAGACGUGACCUCCAGCGAGCAGAUGCCCAAUGGAGACUGGUACUACCAGAGUCACUCUGAGCUGGUGUUCAGCCCCAAAUCUGGAGAGACCAUCUCCUGUAUGGUGGAGCACUCCAGCUUGACCGGACCUGUAGUCAUUGACUGGAAGCCCCCUGUCCAUGAGUUUGAGUGGGAUUUUCAGCUGUUAUCUGCUGCCGGAGAUGCCUCCGCGGUGCUGGGAAUCAUCAUUGCCACCGCUGGAUACAUUUACUACAAGACUAAAACAGAGAAGAAUCUAGUAGCAAUUUACUGAUGGUCCUCGUUCUGACUGACGGAGCCUCGUCAUGGAGAAGCACUGCUGUUACAGACUUUAACUGAUCUUUCAAACUAAAAAUAUUAUGAUUAAAACUAGGAAGAAUUACAAUUCUGGAGAAUAUUCCAGCAUCUGUUAUGGUGUGAACGACUGACCACAUGAUAUGGGCCAUUAUCAGAUUUAAAGACUCAAAUGUAGUUAUUUCACACAAUUUAAGUCAAAA
Molecule: messenger RNA, 1021 nt
Organism: Danio rerio (zebrafish)
Lineage: Eukaryota; Metazoa; Chordata; Actinopteri; Cypriniformes; Danionidae
Source: RefSeq, a predicted model, not a curated record